CAGAUGUUUCUCAGCUGCAGCACCACAGAGCCAUCUUUCAGUUGCAAAGAGCAGGCGCGGUCGUUUUGCGGAGCAGACGCUGCCCAGCCCAGCUGCUGCCAAAGUAGCAAAAGAAGGUCGAUUUUCUACAAACUCAGAUGUCUCAGGAGGAGGACAGAUCCAAACCACACCCUUUUAUUCCCAGACGCCGAGGAAACCGGGCUCAGAAGGCAACAUACUCAUUCGUUGCCCUCUGCGUCCUCAUCCUGUAUCUCACGGAACAGAGCCUCCACCAUGUGGCCCAGUGUUUUAUCCUCCAUUUUGUGGCCCUGCAAGUCGGAGCCCUCGUCAAGGGGGCCUGCACCUUCACGGAAGAGGUCCACCAUGUGUCAGACAGGUAUCAAGGGAAAUAUUUCAGAGCCCUGAAUGCCUGCCUGGAUUUGCGCAGGGGCGGCCUCCUCCUCUUGUUAUGCGGAGCAGCCUACCUGUUGCUUCCCAAAGGAACUGAGCUUCCGCUGUGCUUGAAACUGAGCCUCGUGUGCCUCUGUCAGCUUCUGGCUAUCAUCUUUGGCCUUCAGAAUCCCUCAGCUGCCGAGAUUUCAGAAAUAUGUGAACGAAACAACUUCAAUGUAGCACAUGGACUCGCCUGGUCUUAUUAUAUUGGCUAUUUAAAAACAAUUUUGCCUCAACUUAAAGAUUCGAUUAGUACUUUCAAUGAAAACAAUAAAUCACUGCUGAAAUGCCAGAAGACUUGGAAAUUACACAUCCUGGUCCCUCUGAAUUGCGAGGUGCACGAUAACCUGUGGGAGGCUGACAGGCAUAUCCAGUUCAUAAACCACCUGCCGGAAGUUUAUGUGGAUCGAGCUGGCAUUAAGAGGAGAGUCUACAAGAACAGUGUCCAUGGAAUCGUGGAUGAGAACCAAAAGAUGCACUACUGUGUAGUGGAGUAUGCCACCCCUCUGCGGUCCCUCUUUGCCAUGUCCCAAGAUGAAAGUGCGGCUUUUAGCAGGACGGACCGUCUGGAGCAAGCCAAACUCUUCUGCAGAACACUGAUGGAAAUCUUAGAGAAAUCCAAAGAGUGUUCCGGCUGCUACCAACUCAUUGUUUAUGAUGACUCAGGAGGAAAUGACAAGCAUUUUUUGUCCAAGGAAAUCCUACGACACUUAAAACAGCAGGACCAGGAGGAAUACCCCAUGUAUGAGAAGGAAGAAAGACGCAUUCACACACAGAACUGUCUGCCUGUCGAAGAAACCGAACUUCUGAUUAGUGACUUAGAUCAGCCUCUAUCUUUGCAUAGUGACGGCUACUGAAAUCGGGGGGGGGGGGGGGGGGUUUUUCCUUCCCCACAGAAGUAGGGUUGCCAAUCUCCAUGUGGGGCCAGGAGACGUCCCAGAAUUAUACCUGGUUUCCAUGGGUGUAAUGGAGGAUAGAAGGGUGGAUAAAAAAUAUAGUUAUGGGUAUAAAAUAAUGAUUAAAGCAGCCCAUGCAACAUGGAAAGAAAAGAAAAAAUGGACAUUACAGAA
This is a messenger RNA of Sphaerodactylus townsendi, 1502 nucleotides long. It is a transcript of the gene STING1, whose product is annotated as stimulator of interferon response cGAMP interactor 1. The transcript has 7 exons. The record is from RefSeq and is a predicted model, not a curated record. The coding region runs from base 138 to 1289 and encodes 383 amino acids. NCBI's taxonomy places the organism in Eukaryota, Metazoa, Chordata, Lepidosauria, Squamata, Sphaerodactylidae. Gene Ontology annotation, biological process: positive regulation of type I interferon production; activation of innate immune response; reticulophagy. Gene Ontology annotation, cellular component: autophagosome; endoplasmic reticulum membrane. Gene Ontology annotation, molecular function: cyclic-di-GMP binding; 2',3'-cyclic GMP-AMP binding.